UAUUAUUAUCGUCCAUCAAUAAUAUCAAUUAUUCCUUCAUUCCAUUUCCCGUUGCCGGCGGCAUACCCUGAAUUAUCCAGCUCGCCGUGGCAGCAGCUGGAAUAUAAUAGAAUUGGGAGAAAUUACAGGAUAUAAAUGAGUUUUCAAGAUCUAGAAUCGGGUCGUGGAAGUGGUGGGGCCCGGAGGGGGUAUGUAAAUGGGAAGCAGGAUCCAUCACAGGCGGUGGCGUCUGGUAUUUUUCAGAUCAACACCGCCGUUUCCACCUUCCACCGCCUCGUUAACGCCCUCGGUACUCCCAAGGAUACCCCCGAGCUCCGCGAAAAGCUGCAUAAAACACGGCUACAUAUAGGACAAUUGGUGAAGGAUACAUCAGCUAAACUUAAGCAAGCUAGUGAGACAGACCAUCGUGUUGAAGUCAGUGCGAGCAAAAAAAUAACAGAUGCUAAAUUAGCAAAAGACUUUCAAGCAGUUCUAAAAGAGUUUCAGAAGGCUCAGCGCCUUGCAGCCGAGAGGGAGACAUCGUAUACUCCUUUUGUUCCCCAAGCAGUACUUCCUUCUAGUUACACAGCUGGUGAGAUAGAUGUAAGUUCAGAUAAGACUCCAGAACAGCGAGCUCUUCUCGUGGAAUCUAGAAGGCAAGAGGUUUUGUUGUUGGACAAUGAGAUUGCUUUCAAUGAGGCAAUUAUAGACGAAAGAGAUCAGGGGAUACAAGAUAUACAACAGCAAAUUGGUGAAGUGAAUGAGAUUUUCAAGGAUCUUGCUGUACUGGUUCACGAGCAAGGAACUAUGAUUGAUGAUAUUGGGUCAAGUAUCGAGGGUGCCCAUGCUGCAACUGCUCAGGGAAAAUCACAGCUUGUCAAAGCAUCAAAGACACAGCGCUCAAAUUCAUCUCUGACUUGCUUGCUACUGGUGAUUUUUGGCAUCGUGCUUCUUAUAGUUAUUAUAGUACUUGCUGCCUAAUAACCUAAGCUGAGGAGGAGCUGCUCUUCUCUAAGGAUUCAUGCCAAUCUGGAAAUAUGGUACUCUAUAUAUUAUAUACAUGUAUUAUUAUUUAUUUAUCUAUUUAUUUAUUUAUUCAUUUACAAGUAAGUUGACAAGGCAGAGUGCAUAUAUAUAUAUACACUGUUGAAGUGUGUUAUUCUUUUGCUUCUUGAAUGAAAUAGUGUAUGUUGAAUUUUAUAUAAAUUGCAUUUCCCUCGAUUAUAGUGUAGGAGUAGCCAGUAGGACACAUUUAUUUCAAUAGUAAAUUCAGUGUUAUGGUUUCAUGUUA
Molecule: messenger RNA, 1270 nt
Organism: Erythranthe guttata (spotted monkey flower)
Lineage: Eukaryota; Viridiplantae; Streptophyta; Magnoliopsida; Lamiales; Phrymaceae
Product: syntaxin-22
Biological process (GO): vesicle fusion; intracellular protein transport; vesicle-mediated transport
Cellular component (GO): membrane; SNARE complex; endomembrane system
Molecular function (GO): SNARE binding; SNAP receptor activity
Source: RefSeq, a predicted model, not a curated record